AUGGUGUCUGCUCGCUUCAAGGCACGAGAACGUCGCGGUCGGGCGGAGUUGCAGUUGGAAGAAAUGAAGAGCUCCCAAAACGCUCCUCUUUUCGGAGAUGACGACAGGAACCUAUCCAAAAAAUCCGAAGUCAGGCACCCCGUGGUGUCAUUCUUGCAUCUGUUCUUCCGAACCAGUGCCAUCUUUGUCUACUUAUUGUACGACUACUUCAGCGAUCACUUCAUCGCUUGCAUGGUCACCAUCAUACUCCUCCUGUCAUGUGACUUCUGGACAGUCAAGAAUGUGUCAGGGAGAUUGAUGGUGGGCCUUCGGUGGUGGAAUCGGGUCGACGAGGACGGAACGAGCCAUUGGGUGUUCGAGGCAAGGAAGAGCGACAGUGUGAAUCCGACGACCAGCGCCGAGUCGAAGAUCUUCUGGCUCGGCCUCAUCGUCUUUCCGAUUCUUUGGGCCGUCUUUGUUUUCAGCAUUAUCUUAACGUUUCAAAUUAAAUGGCUGGCAGUUGGAAUAAUGGGCCUUGUGUUACAAGGAGCCAACCUGUACGGUUAUGUUCGAUGCAAGAUGAGAGGCAAGUCAAGCUUCAGCAACGUGGCCAAGAGCUACUUCGGCGCACAACUUCUUAAACAGGAGUGCAAGGAAUAA
Molecule: messenger RNA, 639 nt
Organism: Nerophis lumbriciformis (worm pipefish)
Lineage: Eukaryota; Metazoa; Chordata; Actinopteri; Syngnathiformes; Syngnathidae
Source: RefSeq, a predicted model, not a curated record